GAACUAUUUCACAACAUUCUGUACAAAAACACUUCAUCACUCGAUAACUUCCAGGAUGGCGCCAACCAAAGACAGCUUCCUUGACCUAGAAAGACAACGAAAGAAGUUAGAGGAAAAUGUCGAAAAGCUUUCCAAGGCCCUUGAAUAUUGGAAACAAUCACAGGAAGAGUACGAGUCGCUGCGCAAGGCUGUUCAGUCGCUACCGUCAUCGGCCAGCCGAGUAGAACUUACAAAUACACGGGACCAAUUUGAAGGCAAAAUUUUGGACAAAAAGGAACUGGACGUUAUAUUCGGUCCCAAUGUCGCCAAGAGUGCCGAGCAAGUUGUCAGCUUACUCACGAACCGGGUGGACUACGUCUCUAAAAAUGUAGGCACACUAACGAAACAACUCGAGGAUGCGCAGAACAAGCUCGCCGCCGUAACGGUUGUCACAAACCCCGACGCCACUGACGAAGAAGGGCUGCCGAUUACCGAGAUCAUGGAAGAGUUGGAUGACGAUGACAAUGUGAUAUCCUACACCCUACGCACUCCUGGGGACAAUCGACCGCAGAUUCUAGAGACAUUGAGGAAAGCUGGUAUCAUAGACUUUGGACCUUCCACCAACGAAAACGUCCUACCUGAAAUCUCGGAAGAGACUCAGCAGGACGAGUCACAGCCCCCAGCAGAUGAUCAAAGUCAAUCAGUCCACCAGUCCAAGCAACCCCAGGAUGUCGAGCCGCCAACCGUCGCAGCCCAGCCGGCCGAACAAACUGACAAGUCACCUGUCAAAGAACAACCAAAACCAAAGCCUAAGUCUAAGAAAAAGAGCGUGGCAUUUGCCGAGGAUACUAAGCCCGAGGAAGAACAGACGCAAUCGGAUACUGCUAAGAGGCUAGAAGAAAUUCUCCAGAAGGCAAGGGACCAGCAGAGCAUAAUAUCAAAUCCCGUCUUCCCUGCCGACGAAUCACCAGAGGACGCAGAACUGAGAGAAGAUAUGAUCCGCUAUAAUAAGGAGACUAUGGAAUACGAGAUGGCCCCUAUCGUUGCUGAAUUGCAACUAGAAGAGGGGUCUUCUACAGAUGACACAGGUGACUAUAGCGACGACGACGAUGACGAUGAGGAAGAUGAAUUUGGUCGGACAAAGGUCCAUGUCGAUGAUGACUGGAAACGAUAUAUGCUGGAACUUAAAGAGAAGCUGUCCGGUUAUGAGUUUAAGAAGGAUGUGGCGGUAGAUGAUGAUGAUGAUCUGGUCGAAGGCAUUGGUCGUAUAACCAUCAAACACGAAGGUCAAGAUACGCCCAAUGUUGGGAGUGAACCAGUAGUCAACUCUAUCGGGGAGGAUUCAGCGCCAGUGAAAGACGUUAAGAAGAGCGUCAAAUUCGCCGAGAGUGUGGACAUCGCGGAGGCCCCAGCUCCAAAGCAAACACGGCCAAAACAGACAAAGCAGUCCGAAGUGGACCCUAUUUCUGACGUUGUUAUGGAGCGCAACGGCGGAACGCCUCAACCAAGAGUAGCUUCAUCUAAGAAGACAUCUCGAUUCCGCAAGGCGAGAAACACCGAACCUGCGAUAGUGAAGGCGCCCGUGGCCCUAGAUGGCACCCCUAUCGCACCGGAUAGACCCAACAUCAAUAUUAAACCUAUUCCCUCAGGCCCUGAGGGUCAGACUGUGGCAAAGUCUGUAUUAGAACACGAGCCAUCUUCAGAGGUGAAAGAGCCGGAUGAAUUCGAUGCCAACCUCCUACACAACCAAGCUACGGAAGAGUAUCAUAAGAUGCGGAAUAGGCUCGUCCAUCGCAACGGUGGCUUUAUGAAGGAAGAUGAGAGCCCGAUCCAACCGCUAGAUGAAGAAGAGGGCGGACCAAAGCGGGUGAGCCGUUUUAAAGCGGCUAGGCUAGGAAAGCCUUGAAGGGGGUUAAGAAUUCGCAACUGGUUUUUGAUCCUAGGAUUAAGUGAAUCCGACUUGCGCUUAUUAUGCGACUAAGGAUUGCCUACGGCCGGAGAUUUACGACUUUGAUAUUGAUGCUGCGGACUUGACGAACUCACCAAUGUCUCAUAAAUGUCUAAACCGGCGGUUCACUUGGCACCUAGGUACUUAGCAUCCAUGCAUUACUCAAUCAGGGGGUCAGUCUUCAAAACUCGCCACCAAUAAUUUACAAGAGAAUGCUUCUAACCGGUGAUCCAUCUGCUA
Messenger RNA from Annulohypoxylon truncatum, 2167 nucleotides. RefSeq names its product Prefoldin subunit-domain-containing protein. The transcript has 2 exons. Gene Ontology annotation, molecular function: chromatin binding; phosphatase inhibitor activity; transcription corepressor activity. The record is from RefSeq and is a predicted model, not a curated record. The coding region runs from base 56 to 1885 and encodes 609 amino acids. Gene Ontology annotation, biological process: negative regulation of phosphatase activity; negative regulation of transcription by RNA polymerase II. NCBI's taxonomy places the organism in Eukaryota, Fungi, Ascomycota, Sordariomycetes, Xylariales, Hypoxylaceae.